Ceratitis capitata (Mediterranean fruit fly) is the source of this 4933-nucleotide messenger RNA. RefSeq lists its product as uncharacterized. Gene Ontology annotation, molecular function: general transcription initiation factor activity; DNA binding. The transcript is spliced from 5 exons. The record is from RefSeq and is a predicted model, not a curated record. Gene Ontology annotation, biological process: DNA-templated transcription initiation. Lineage: Eukaryota; Metazoa; Arthropoda; Insecta; Diptera; Tephritidae. Bases 2238 to 4913 code for a protein of 891 amino acids.
GUGCUAUAUUAACACACAUAAAAAUUAGUUUUAUUUAUAAUAAAGUGUGUAUACAGCGUUCGGUCUAUACUUCUACAUUUCUUCCACUCACUUGCAAAUAUUUGAUUUUUGUAUUUUUUAAUUAAAAUUGAAGGUAAAAAAUUUAAUAUAGCACUAUAUACACUUUUUUUUCUUCCUCCAUUAUGUUUCAGUGCUGCCGAUUUGAUCAGCUGUCAACAAUGACAGCUAGCAUUGGACGUUCGCCCCAUUUUUCUGCUACGCUACGCGACAGAAUUGAAACGAACGACAGACCGAAUAUGAAUCGCCAGCCUGGUUAGCUGAGUUGUAGCAUAGUACAAAAUGGCCACAACACUCCGGCGAUGGCUGUGUCGUUCGUCGUUCGUUGCUCGUUGUGUGUCGUACGUGCGCUCGCUCGCUCUUCGCUCUAAUUAAUAUUUAACAAUAUAUUUUAAUUAACUGAAAAAGAGACUUUAACUCUUAAUAAAUAAAUAAAUAAAAAAAAAAUAAAGAAAGUGUUAAAAACACGUUCAUUUUUAAACGCCAGCUGAUAUUAAUAUCAAUAUAAAAACAACACAGCAGCAAAUGCAAAAUCCGAGUUACAUAGAUAUUUUUAUAUUUUGAUCACCAGAGUUAAAACACUGCACCAAACUACGGAAAAAGGACGGUUUCACCGUUUUUCCUAAUUACGUAUAAAAUAUAUGAAUACACAUAUAUGUAUACCAAUAUGACUAAUCAAAGUGAGAUUUAGUUCCACAUUUUAUACCUAUGUAUAUAUUUAAAUAAUUAAAACACCAAUAUAUACAGAAUUAUUCGCUUAUAUUGCACUAAAUUUGGAUAUUGUGAGUUUUUUAAAUUUAUAUAAAUCGCAAUUAGGAACGUUUAAAAUAAUAUUUAAGACACAGCACAAGUCACAAAAAAUUAAGAAAAUUCACGGAAGACGGCGACGACAAGAAAUUUUCUACUCGUAAGACGGAAGGUCUACGCAGUGAAACGACGACGGUUUCUCGUGCUCGUCGCUGAGCCAAAAAUCAACUGUGUUCCUCAAGUCGCGUUCGAAUUGUUCGCUCCGCGAGACGCGGCGCGGCAACGAACUGCGCUCAGUGUCAAGCGGUAACCGCAACAACGGCAGGCAAAAGCCACGGCAACAAAUCAAAAUUUAAAAGAUUCAAUAACGCGACACUGCAAACGAGACUAGAGCCGAAGCGUUUCGGAGAGUAAAAAAUUUUCUCCAGAAACAAAAUUGAGAUAGUGCGCGGGAGAGAAAAGUAAAUGUGCGCGUGUAUAAGUUCAUGUGCGGAAAGUUAAUACUUUGUAAAUGAAGAAGCACCACGUUCGUUGUUGACGCUGAUACAGCGACGUCGGGUUUAACUAAUAUUUUAUUUUCCACAUAUAUACAUAUAUAUAUUUAUAUAUACAUAUGUAUAUAUAUUAAAUGUUGUUGUUUAAAACUAAAGUACGGUUAUUUGUUAUCGUUUAGCACGGUGUUGUUUAAAUUAAUAACAAUGAAAUUUCCACAAUCUUGGCUAUUAAAAAAUCAAUAAAGAAAAAGGUGUGUACUGUUCGAGUCUGGCAUUUAAAUCAUCGAAAAGCCCCACACCCAGCAUUCAUUACAAGCAGAACAACAACCACAGGGAAAGCUGAAAGCGAUGACCAAAAAAAUCUAUGCAACUUUAUCAUAAUUUGUUAAAUAAAAGAUAUAAAAAGAGACUGUGACAAGGAGAAACAAAUAUAGAAAACAACAAAAGGAGAAAGAACGGAAGACUUAAUUUUCUAGUAUUUGGAAUGAAAUACAAAAAACUGUAAGAUUUACUUCACGGAAAACGCCACACUAACCUACGUUUACUUUGCACACAAAUUUGAACACGAACUGUUGGCGUUCAUAGUAAACAUAGUAAUCAACAAAUAUUUCGUAAGAAUUUUUUUGUUUUUGCAUUGAAUAAACACAUCCUAAAGUUUCGAAAACUGUGACGAACGUAACGCAAGAAAAAAAGGAAAGAAUAAAUAAACAAAUUUUACAUUCACAUAAGUAUGUAAAUUGAUAAGGCCAGCAAGCUAAAAUUCAGCCUUCAAGCAUAUCAAUCUAAGCUUCUAUAUACUAUACAUACAUAUAUAACUUGAGUCGAGCAAAAGGAAUCAUUGAAGUGACCUAGUAUACUGACAACUAGUGUUGAAAAGUAAAUAGAGAUAAAAAAAGAAAAAAACCAAAAGACCUACAAUUCACUAGUUGGACUGUGCAAAUGUAUAUCACUAACAGCAACAACAUUGGUAUGGCCACGUUGUUGCAACAGAAUAAGGCUACUUGCAUGAAGACCCUUAUCAAUGGUGGUGGCAACGGCAACAACAACGGUAAUAGCGGAAAUAAUGUCAAUUCUGGCAUAGUUGUUGGCAGCCUUGUAAGUGGCGUCGGAACGGGAACAGCGCAAGUAGGUGGAGCAACGGUAGCAACUGUUGUUGGUGGUGGCGGUGCAACAAAUAUUGCUGGUUUAAGCAGCGGAAGUAAUAUAGUUUUGUCCACUGGUCAAGCCAUUGUGCUUACCAAUGGAGCCGGUGCUAGUAGUAUAAUAAACUAUCAACAGUAUCAACAGUUGUUGCAACAACAGCAGCAACAACAAUCAAUACAUCAGCCCCAACAACAACAGUUAAACACUAUUGCUACGACAACCACAACAGCAGGUACACGCGUAUUGAUGCCUCAUGAAAUGGUAACUCUUCCUAUUAGUAGUAUUGUAACAACGAGUGGAGGCGGCUUAGCAUUGAUAACCAGCGCUAAUACGGCAGGCGGGAAUGCAGCACCAACACAAGGCCAUUUCUUGGUGGCAGCCACAGCAAGUCCCACGGUAGUACAUCCUAUUCAGACAACCACAAUGGGUUCCACCAAUGCAAAUAUCAGUAGCUUCCAGCAACAAUUCCAACAACAAAUUGCUGCACAGAAUUCAACUGUAAGCAAUGUCGUAUCUUCAGCUUCGAAUAACCGUACAACAACUACUGUUUAUACACAGCAACCAAAUACUACAGGUGUAGUACAAACAGUGCCUACAACACGUUACUUUUCGCAAUUUAGCAAUCAGCAACAACCUACAUCUAGUAUUAGUACUGGGACAACAGCAACAAAAAUUGUCGCCACCAAAGCCACGGGCAAUCGUACCACACAUGUACUCAUCAAUCGUUCUAAUAAUACUAUAAUCGCUGGAAAUACCACGCAACGCCUGCAACAUGCUAAAAUACUAAAUAAACCACCGACGAAUAUAGCAGCGAAUGCGGCAUCUGUCGUUAAGAAUGUCGUUGUCGCUAAUAAGUCACAAAUUUAUCAUAAUUCUCAGUCUCCUGCCAUACAAACUGUAAAACUACAACAGCAGCAGCAGCAACAACAACAACAACAAGUGCAGCGCCCAAAUAUUACGGCCUUGCAGCAAAUUAAGCAACAACAGCUGCAACAACAACAGCAAAAAAUACAGCUAGUAAAACCAAUAGUGCAUAGCAGCAGUACGGUAACAGCGAUCGCCACAAAAACAACAACAGUUGCCAAUAUGGCAGCAACCUCGCGCACUCUAACGAGUGGGACCAUGGUGAAUGGUGGUAUCAAUACAGUUCCUAGCAGCAAUAGUAACGCCAGCAAUAUCAAUAAUAAGGGUGGCAAUGUUGUUGUUGCCACAACGACAGCGCUGGCGGUAAAAACGUUGCCAACGGCAGCUGUAUUGCCACAAAAGCAGCAACAGCAAUUACAACAACUACAGCUGCAAUCAAAGUUGCAAAAUCAGCAGCAACAACAGCAGCAGCAACAACAGCAGCAGCAGCAACAACAACAACGUAGUCAAAACCAAAAUCAACAGCGUACAACUCAACAAACAGAACAAACGCAAGAAAACAAACAAAUUGUACCACAUCACACCCGCACCAUACCCGCCACAUCACACACAUCUACAGCUGUUGCAGAUAACAAAAGUGUUAACUCGAUUGCUCCAACCAACACGGAUGGUUCCGCUGGUGCAGAAGUCGCAAAUGCCGAGCCCGAGGUUGAGCCAGAGAUCGACAUUGUUAUCAACAAUGUUGUUUGCUCAUUUAGCGUACGCUGCCAUUUAAAUUUGCGCGACAUUGCGCUUAAAGGAUUCAAUGUAGAGUAUCGACGAGAAAACGGUAUGGUCACAAUGAAACUGCGGCGACCAUAUACAACAGCAUCAAUCUGGUCAUCGGGCCGAAUCACUUGCACUGGAGCCACGUCCGAGGAGCAGGCGAAAAUUGCAGCACGACGUUAUUCACGCUGUCUUGAAAAACUUGGUUUUCGUGUGCGUUUCCAAAAUUUCCGAGUUGUAAAUGUGCUCGGUACAUGCAGUAUGCCUUGGGCUAUUAAAAUUUUAAAUUUCUCAGAGAGAUUUAAGAAAGAGGCCAGUUAUGAGCCCGAAUUACAUCCUGGCGUCACAUAUAAACUACGUUAUCCAAAGGCCACUUUGAAAAUAUUCUCCACCGGCAGUAUAACUGUGACGGCUGCCAGUGUUGCUAAUGUACAGGCUGCCAUAGAACAUAUAUUUCCACUGGUGUAUGAAUUCCGUAAGAAACGUUCUCCCGAAGAAUUGGAGCAAUUACGCAUUAAACAACAACGUGCUGCCUCAGUUGAUGUCACUGAACUGGAAGAGGUGCUAAAUACUGACGUUGCCGUUGAGACUUCUACCACAAGUGUGCCAACAACAUUACAAAAACAUAGACGGAUAAGCAAUAGCGCACUUAAUAGUUUUAAGCAAAAGCGGCGAAGACUUGAUAUCAAUGGUGGAGGUGUUCAUGUUGAUGGGCAAGAUGUAUCAUUGAUAGCUGAUGAAGAGGUCGACGAUCCAGAUGUAAAGGAAAGCGACGAUAAUAUUGUGAUGUAUGAUCCGGAUGAUUUAAUUGAAGGACCCGAUGAUGAGGAUGAUGAUCUUUAAAUAAUAAAUAAAAUAAAAAA